Messenger RNA from Hemibagrus wyckioides, 2274 nucleotides. It is a transcript of the gene aadac, whose product is annotated as arylacetamide deacetylase. Gene Ontology annotation, molecular function: carboxylic ester hydrolase activity. Gene Ontology annotation, cellular component: membrane. The transcript is spliced from 5 exons. Lineage: Eukaryota; Metazoa; Chordata; Actinopteri; Siluriformes; Bagridae. The coding region runs from base 175 to 1386 and encodes 403 amino acids. The record is from RefSeq and is a predicted model, not a curated record.
GGAGAGGAUGGGGUGGGGGGGAUAGGGAAACGCCGGUGUGCGCGCGCGCGCCGUCCUGUCGCUAUUGAAACUUAAUCCCGGAUUACCGGAGUGUCUGGUCACCGGACCGUCUGAUUACGGCGGGGGGAAAGUUUUGUUCGCGCGCGCUCCGCUCUCCGUUGCAAAGCACCUGAAAUGCGAUCCAUAGGAGCGCUUUUCCUCCUCUCCGCCUGCGCGUUAACGGCGUACUACAUCUACACGCCCGUUCCGGACAAUAUAGAGCAGAGAUGGAAGCUCAUGAUUACCGACUGUUUCUUCAGGACUUUGAGUCACUUGGCAGACUUCAGCGAGCUGCUAGGUCUGACCAGCUACAUGGACGUGAUGAUGUUCAUCACUUUCCUAGAAAGAGUCAUACCCGUGUCAGACGAGAGGGUGAAGGUGGUGGAAGAGCGUUUCGACGGCGUGGAGGUCGUGGUCUAUGAACCCAGACAGGACAGAGGAACAGGCGUGAGGAGGAGAGCCAUCAUCUACCUGCAUGGUGGAGGAUGGUGUCUCGGCAGCUCCAAAAUGGGUCCGUAUGAUCUCCUGUCCAGGCAGAUGGUUACAGAACUAAACGCAGUGGUCGUUUCUGUCGAGUACCGUCUAGCCCCUCCUCACCACUUCCCUGUUCCAUAUGAGGAUGUUUACCGCGUAGUGAAGUAUUUCUUCCAGCCUGAGGUUCUGGAGAGGUACGAGGUAGACCCGGAGCGUGUCGCGGUGUCAGGGGACAGUGCUGGAGGAAACCUGGCGGCUGCUGUGACACAGCAGCUGCAGCUGGAACCAAACCAGCAUGUGAAACUAAAGGCGCAGGCUUUAAUCUACCCGGCACUGCAAGCCCUGGAUCUGAACACACCGUCAUACCAGCAGAACCAGCACAUGCCGAUCCUGCCACGUACGCUCAUGGUACGCUUCUGGAGCGAGUACUUCACCACUGACAAAACGUUUCUUACUGCCAUGAUGACCAACAAUCACAACAACGCGGAAUCCGUCGCAAUGCUCAAAUUCGUCAACUGGAGCGUCUUCCUGCCGGAGCCGUACCACCGGCCGUACAACUACAGCACCUUGUCUGUAUCAACUGAAAAAACCUCGCUGUCGCUAGCGGACCCACGAGCAUCGCCGUUGCUCAUGCCUGAUGCCGUGCUGCGUCAGCUGCCUAAAACCUACAUUCUGACGUGCGAGUACGACGUGCUGCGUGACGACGGCGUGAUGUAUGUAACACGCUUGCGUCUGGCCGGCGUCGACGUGACACACGAACACUACAAAGAAGGCUUUCAUGGCACAAUUAUGUUCACGCUGUGGCCCACCGAGUUUGAAGUCGCCCGCAGAAUGACGAACAAUUAUCUGCUGUGGCUGAAGGAAAACUUGUAAAAGGAUAUUUGCUACAAAAUUGGUUUACAUAAAUACCUUGUCUCGGAGACUCCUUCCCAGCACCAAGCUGCAUUUAGAUAGCUGCAUUUUUUUGUCUGUCUGUUUCAUGUGUUUCCUGUUUUUAUAGGGCCCAGUCUGAUUAACUGAUGUUAGAUUAUCAGGGUGUAAUAUUUUGACUCAUUUUGGCUCAUAGAUAAAAAAGUGGAGAAAUUAAUAUUUUUUUAAAAAAACUAUAUGAGUCUCUUGAUUUAUAUCAGUAUAACAUUUUGCCAGCGUUUUUUUUUUUUAAGUCUCAUUUCUUUACUGACAUCCUCAGACAUUCUGGUAAUUUCUCAUGUUUUCCACUCUUUAGGCUCAAUGGGGGUUUGGCAAGAAGUAAAGUAAAAGCACAUGCUAUUUUUUUUUUUUUAAAUGUGAAACUCAUACGGGUUUAUUCUGUUGACUUUCUUCCACCAUGGCUGUAUUCUUAAGUGCCUCAGAAUGUGUGUGCACAGAACAACCCAGAACUAAGGAGUGUUAAAAUAUAUAGCUUUUAAUUCCACUCGAGAUAUCUGAAGCAUGCCGUGAGGCAACACACUCUUAUCAAGCUGAUUUAUUGCCCCUCCCACACACACCCUCAUCACUACUCCAGGUCUGGUUUAUUAUUAAAGCACAUUAGCGUUACUAUAGUAACAUGUAAUUCACAAGGACUUGUAUGAUGGACACUCCAGAAAAAAAUUAAUGUGUAGCAAUUUUGGAAGGAGUCUCCAGUAUCAGCACUUUGUAACAUGAGGAAAGAGGAAAGAUGCUGAUAAGGGAACAGCUGUUUAUAGCUACUACUGUAUAACAUAAGCGAUAACUUGUUUCAUGGACAUUCCAAGACAUUAAAUAUAUAUAACUAUAAAUGGA